Schistocerca nitens (vagrant locust) is the source of this 2098-nucleotide messenger RNA. RefSeq lists its product as uncharacterized. Bases 304 to 1827 code for a protein of 507 amino acids. Lineage: Eukaryota; Metazoa; Arthropoda; Insecta; Orthoptera; Acrididae. The record is from RefSeq and is a predicted model, not a curated record. The transcript is spliced from 4 exons.
GGUAUGUCUUCCUUGUAAUAAGGUUGGGAAUGGAGUGUGGUUGGCGCCACAAUGGUCGCCGAUAAAAUGUGAUGUUCCUUAUGAGUAAACAAUAAUUCGUGUUUAGGCGAACUAUAAUGACUCAUUCAUCCUCCAACAUACAAGAGGAUCUCUGGAAUAAGAGCUGUGGACGAUUGAAGACUUUUCCAUUUACUGGUCUGGCGCAGCGAAGUGCAAUUCAGCUUCUGCGCAUGGGAAUUAUGCACUAAACACAGUUUCAAAGAGAGAGAGAAUCUGCUUGAGCGUAUUAGUGUGGGAAGGACAAUGAGAAAAAGCAGAACAACCGUUAAACCUGCAAAUGAGGUUGACAGUAAGGAACUUCUCAUGGAGUUAGAGAAAACAGCAAAUACGUUUGCACAUGAAACCGAAACAGUUAAAGACAGUUUCAAAGAAUCGCAAGAAAGUAAAGGCAAACUUCCAAAGUCAAGAAAACGUGGUUGGCAGAAACAGAUUUAUGUUGGUAAAAAUACAAACCUGCUACAUAUGAAGAGUAUUAAAAGACAAAGUGCAGUUGGCUUUGUUAACAUGACUAGACAUAAGCAAAAUAAACAAGUCUACAAAAGAAAUAUGAAAUCAAGCAGUGAUGCAGUGGGUACAAAAGAUGGCUACAGUGAAAUACCUGACUCUGAAGAGGAGGAAUACAUGGGAAAGAUGCAGUUGAAAGGAUUUGAAGCUGAACAGAACCUGCAAAGUACUGAAGAAUGUUUUAGUGUUAGAGAGGAAGACUGUCAAGACUGUCCUGAAUACAAGUCUUCAGCAGCGUUGUUCUACUCUAAUAAUAUGAUGCCUCAUCCAGCAUCGGAUAUAGCAAAGGUGUUACAAAGCAAGAAGAACAUAAAAACAAAGAAGAAUUUCCAAUUCAAAUUUAACAAUUUCAGACGGCAAAACGGGAGUGUUGGAACUAUUUUAAGCACAGAAGGAAAGGUGCUCACAUGUUUUACCCGAAAUGUUGAAGACAAUUGGUGUGGGGUAAUCAGACCGUGUUCAGUUAGGCUAUCUCGUUUGUCUGAAAGAGAGUUAAUGAGUGGUGGUCACUUAGUGAUACCGUCAGAUACUCAUAAGGCAGGAAGUAUUUCUGCAAGUGCACCCAGAUAUAGACAAACAAAAAUGAAAAAAAGCAGGUGUGAUACAUCUGUGAAACCAGCAGUCAGAGUUCCAAAUGAAGUCGAUAAAACAGAGCUUCAUCUAGAGUUAGAGAAAGCUGCCUCUACUUUUGCUUCUGAAGUAAAACGAGAUAGUUAUAUUCCAUUUGAGGCGGAGUUUGAGAAUACAGAAAGUUUGGUUGUCUCAGAAAAAGAUGAAGCUAGUAAAGUAGCUUCCAUUAGUAAAAAUGGUGAUAAAAAAGGACACAUGAAUUCUUCCAAAGGUGAUUCAAAUGUGUUGACAAGCAAUGUGGUCCAAAAAAAUAGGGAAAAGACACACACUGGCAGGAUUAAUAGAAAUGUCAGUGACUCACAGCAUGCACAUAUGAGCACUGCCGACUCUGAGGCGGAAGAAGAAGAUUGGCUGGGGUGGAACUCUAGGGUCACUCCACUAAAUACAAUUCCGGGAGGAGAGAUAGUUUCUGUAAAAGAAAAUGACCAUGUGGAAGAACUAAUAAACUGGAACAUGAAGGUGGAAAGUGACAGUGAUAUGGACGUUGAAGAAGUGUUUCUUCUUACUGAUUUGGUGGAGAUAAAGAAAAAAUAUGUCAGUACUGAAAGUCUUUCCAGUGAUAGUGAAGACGAGUGGCCGGGGUGGCCAGAAUACAAGCCUCCCUGCACAUUAUAUUACAUUUUUAAAGUAUAAUUCAUGUUCACAAGCAGAGUGUGACCUUCCAUUGUAAGCUAAUUUUAAUGAUGAUCUUUUUAAAUAUAUAUAUAUAUAAACACAAAAGUACAGGUUUUGUAUGCAGUUAUAAGAAAGAUAAUCCUUAAAUAUAAUGAUUUGUCUGUUUACUGAAAGAAAAUGUAAUCUCAGUUUAGCAUGUUCAUUUAUGAGUUAGUUUUUUAUUUGCAUACUCAUGUACAUAAAUCCAUCAUCAUGUUAUUACAAUAAUAAAAAGUAGUGUGAACCUCUU